Molecule: messenger RNA, 3032 nt
Organism: Epinephelus fuscoguttatus (brown-marbled grouper)
Lineage: Eukaryota; Metazoa; Chordata; Actinopteri; Perciformes; Serranidae
Gene: p3h1
Product: prolyl 3-hydroxylase 1
Exons: 15
Coding region: 130-2667 (845 amino acids)
Biological process (GO): collagen metabolic process
Cellular component (GO): endoplasmic reticulum
Molecular function (GO): L-ascorbic acid binding; protein binding; procollagen-proline 3-dioxygenase activity
Source: RefSeq, a predicted model, not a curated record
UGCGUUCAAAUCCCACCUCCAGACAAGUUACUGUGUGAGGAAGAAGUUGGACCUCCUCCUCUGUCUACCGGCCUUGUGCUCUCAGGGUCAGGCUUCUGCCCCGCUGCAGAGCCCUGACAUUUUAGCACCAUGGAGCUCCGUUAUGCUUUACUGUUUCUCUGCCGCAUUUUUCCUCUGUGCACUUCGGACACCGAUGUCAGUAGUCGCUUCGUUUUAGAGCCCUAUGAUUUCCUCUUCGACACGGCGGUGGAAGCCUACUAUAAAGGGGACUGGUUGACUGUUAUCCUCAACAUGGAGAAGGCGCUCAGGAACAAAGCCACAGUCCGCAAUGUUAAGGUUCAGUGUCGGCUCAGCUGCGCCAACCAGACCGUUUUCGGAGUUCCCAUACCGGGGGCUGGGUCCGUGGAGGACCUGGGCUUCUUCCAGAAGAUCCUGAAACGGGCGGACUGUGUGAACUCCUGCGAGACUGAGAAACUGGGUUCACCAACUCUGCAUCAAGUCAGUGAAGAAGUGGAGUUGGAGUUCACAAAGAGGACCCCCUAUAACUACCUACAAGUCGCAUAUUUUAAGAUCAAUAAGCUGGACAAGGCGGUGGCAGCUGCCAACACAUUCUUCCAGGCCAACCCGGAUCAUGUGGAGAUGAGACAGAACCUGGAGUACUACAGGAUGAUGGCAGGAGUGCAGGCAGAGGACUUCAAAGAUUUGGAGGCCAGGCCACAAAUGGCUGAGUUUUUGCUGGGGAAGAGUUUCUACAGUGACGAUUCAUUCGGGCUGGCAGCCGAACACUUCGAAGUGGCUGUAGAUGAGUACUUCACUGCUGAUAAGGAGUGCAGAGUACUGUGUGAGGGAGCCUACAACUACGAUGGCUACAACUACAUGGAGUACAAUGCCGACCUGUUCCAGACCAUGACAGACCACUACAUGCAGGUACUGAACUGUAAGCAGCACUGUGCAGUCGAAUUGGCCUCCACUGCUGGUAAAAACAAGCCCUUUGAAGACUUCCUCCCGUCGCAUUUCAACUACCUGCAGUUCUCCUACUACAACAGUGAACAGUAUGAGAAGGCCAUUGAGUGUGCUAAGACCUUCCUGUUGUUCCACCCUGACGAUGAGGUGAUGAACCAGAACCUGGCUUAUUAUUCUGCUGUGCUGGGUGAAGACAAGGCAGACACUGUAUCAGCCAGACAGGUGGUGAAAGCGUACAUUCAGCAGUCCAUACUGGAAAAAGAGUUGCUCUACUUUGGAUAUGAAGCCUUUGGAAUCACUUUUGUAGAUCCAGACACAUGGACUCCUGAAGAUGUCAUGCCUAAGAAACUGAGAGACAAGCAGAAAGCCGACAGAGAGACUGCAGCCAGGAUCACAGAGGAAAUAGGUAACCUUAUGAAGGAGAUUGAGACUCUCGUUGAGGAAAAGAAGAAGGAUUCUUCAGAAAUGGCCAUGAUGAUAGCACCGCAGGAAGGCGGUGCUCUGUUGUAUGAUGGCAUCAAGGUAACCAUGACAUCGAGGCAGCUGAAUGGCACUCAGCGGGUGCUGCUGGAUGGGGUGAUCAGUGAUGAUGAGUGCAGGGAGCUACACCGCCUCUCCAAUGCAGCUGCUCAGAAAGGUGACGGCUACAGGGGCCGCCCUUCCCCCCACUCUCCCAGUGAGAUGUUCCAGGGAGUCACUGUCCUGAAGGCUGUAAAGCUCGGACAGGAGGGGACAGUUCCACUGAAGAGCGCUCGCCUCUUCUUCGACAUCAGUGACAAGGUGAAGAAGGUGUUAGAGUCAUACUUUCGUCUGGAUGCUCCGCUCUACUUCUCCUACUCCCACCUAGUCUGUCGCUCGGCCAUUGAUGAGAAGCAGGAGGACCGUGAGGACCUGAGUCACCCUGUUCACGUGGACAACUGUCUGCUGGUCUCUGAGCUUAAUGAAUGUAUAAAGGAACCUCCAGCAUACACACACAGAGACUACAGUGCCAUCCUUUAUCUAAAUGAUGAUUUUGAGGGAGGAGAUUUUAUUUUCACUGAAUUGGAUGCUAAAACAGUCACGGCCGAGGUGAGUCCACAGUGCGGCCGUGUGGUCGGGUUUGGAGCAGGGCAGGAAAACCCACAUGGUGUCAGAGCCGUCACCAAGGGUCAGAGGUGUGCUGUGGCACUGUGGUUCACCCUGGAUCCUGCUCACGAGGAAAAGGAGAGAAUCCAAGCUCAGGAUAUGCUGAAGAUGUUUUCUACCCCUGUGGAUGCAGAGUUUAUCAAAAAGAAGGCAUAUGACACCUCCAAGCCCCAACUGACAACACCAGAAGCUUCUACACAGGCUGACCAGGACAAAGCAGAUAGUAAGCAAGAUGACAAACCAGCAGACAUGCAGGCUAACAAACCAGCCGACUCACCAAAGGGCAAAGCCGAGGUGAAACUGGUCAGCAAAACAAAAACUGGCACUAAAGCAAAAGCUGCUCCUAAAGCAAAGGUUAAAGCUGGAGACCAAGCAAAGACCAAGACAGCAGACAAAGUCAAACCUGCUGUGAAGAAAGACAGAAAACAGAUGGUUAAAACGCAAGCCAAGCAGGUAGUCAAAAAGGAUGCAAAACCAGCUGCAAAAAAGACAGUCAAAGUUGCUGCCAAGACGGACCCCAAAAAAGCAGCUCAUGCAAUGUCAGCCUCAGACUCUCAGAACAGCAAGGAUGAGCUGUGAUUAAACAACACCUGUGACUGUGUCUAUGUGCUGUCUAUAUUUCUAUUUUCUACAAGGUCUUCUCUGUGGGUGAUUGAUUGAAAGGUUGAAAUCAUUACUUGAGUACUUGACAGCCAAACUGCCAAUCUGCUAGAGUGCCCCAAACCAUCUCUGUCUGACAUCCAAAGUUCUGUAUCUGUAUAGACGGUAACUGUUUUGAUCAACAUGACUUCUCUUAAUCUUCUUUUAUUUGUGAUGUCAUGCUGUGGAACCAAGCACAGGUAAAUUAAAGAAAGACGGGGUUCAAUAUGAGCAGAACCUUUCUGUUGAGAAAAACUCAAAUCAACUGUGUGAAUCACUGAAAUAAAAUGGGUGUUUCUAAAUAA